AAUCAUUGUCCAGGGUUCAUACUCCGGUCCUCCAAUUAUCAAGCAUCCAGAAUCCUGGCUUGCAGCUCGGAUGGGCCUUCUUCCAUAGGCAAUGUCGAGAUCACAAGGAUUGUCGCUCUAGGGAACCUAUAGGAUUGUUGCUCAGCACCGAAGAUACGAGAUAAGUGGAGGACAUCACUUGAAUCAUGGAACAACUAAUCCAUCAAAGGGCGUAUCAGUUACGCCAUAUGGGUAAAUAAUCCGUGACUCAAUUCAAAUAACUUGCCCUCUUUGUUCUGGAUAUAAAAGCCGCCUUGUAACACUCAAGUGUGUUUCCCAGAGUGCCUAUUACCAAUAAACACCGAAAAUGGGGAAGACACUCGUUUAUCCCAAGAAGGAGUCAAACACCGCCAACCGGUACAAGCACAGAGCUACCUAUGACCUCGGUGCGAUCCAUUCCAUCAUAAACUCCAGCCAGGUCCUCCAUGUAUCUUUCAACCCGGGCCCCUCUGACCCAUUUCCCGCGAUCUUGCCAAUGAUUGGGCAGAUGGCAUCCUUCGACUACCCCUCAGCCGGCAUCGGUGAGCCUUUGGACUGCUACCUUCAUGGCUAUGUCAGUUCACGGAUCAUGAACUUGGCACGGGCAUCCGAUGGCGAUGGACUGCCAAUCUGUGUGGCUGCUAGCAAAGUGGACGGAUUGAUCUUAUCUCUCACGCCAAACUCUCAUAGUUACAACUAUCGCUCUGCCAUUCUCCAUGGCUAUGCGAAACUUGUCACUGAUGAAGCUGAGAAGCUUUGGGCCAUGGAGCUUAUCACCAAUUCGGUGCUUUCGGAUCGUUGGAAGCACUCUCGGGUUCCACCCGACAAUGCUGAGAUGUCCUCUACCGUUAUUCUCAAGGUUAAAGUUGUCGAUGGUAGCGGAAAGAUUCGCGACGGUGGUGUUUCGGAUGAGAGAAAGGAUACGGAUAAUGCAGAAGUCACAGACCGCGUUUGGACCGGGGUCGUACCCGUAUGGGAGACAUUCGGGCAACCGGUACCGAGCUCCUCGAACAAAAUUGAAGGAGUACCGGAGUAUGUAACCUCGUACAUCUCGAGCAUGAACGCGCAGAACCGAGACUAUGCAGAGUCUGCGGUGGGAAUUCCUCUUCCUAAGGAAGAACAACAUUAGGAAUAGAUGUAAUAGGAGAUAACGACCUUAGUACCAAUUGAUUGAAAUGAUUGUCUUUACUUAAGAACAUUUUUU
Messenger RNA from Aspergillus versicolor CBS 583.65, 1222 nucleotides. Its product is annotated as pyridoxamine 5'-phosphate oxidase family protein. The transcript is spliced from 2 exons. NCBI's taxonomy places the organism in Eukaryota, Fungi, Ascomycota, Eurotiomycetes, Eurotiales, Aspergillaceae. Bases 347 to 1147 code for a protein of 266 amino acids. The record is from RefSeq and is a predicted model, not a curated record.